GUCGAAUAAACAUCGAUUGAAUUACUCAAUUUCUCUAUUUCCGGUUUUACUUUCAAUAUUAUUAAUAUAGAAACAUGUUGCCAUUAUCCCUGUUACGAACAGCUGUUAACCAUCCUAUGUUAGUGGAGUUAAAGAAUGGAGAAACUUAUAAUGGACAUUUAGUCAGUUGUGAUAACUGGAUGAAUAUCAAUUUAAGAGAGGUCAUUUGUACAUCCAGGGAUGGUGAUCGGUUUUGGAGAAUGCCUGAGUGUUACAUCAGAGGCAGCACAAUCAAAUACCUAAGGAUCCCUGAUGAGGUGAUUGACAUGGUCAAGGAGGAGGUUAUUCAGAAAUCAAAGGGCAGAGGGGAGAUGAGGGGUCGAGGAGGCCCCCAGAGGGGUGGACGAGGAGGCAGAGGUAUGCAUUCAACAAUUAACAUGCAGGGACCGGGGUUUGAAUUCAUUAACAAUGUGUUCAAAGCACUCUUUAUAUGCAAUAAAGUUAAUUGGUACCAGACAUGGUUAAGGAUAUAUACUACACCAUCAUGAUAUCUAACUUCCUUUUAAAACAUCAAUGAAAAUGUAUAUACAAUGUAUAUCAACGAUAUUGGUAAUUCUGUUUAGAUUUGAUUGCCUUGCUGGGUAGCUCUGUUGGUUAACGUGUCGACUGCUGAUAUGUAGAUCAUGAGUUUAAGUCCAGCAGGGGUUUUAAUUUUUUUUUUAGAUUUCUUUCUACUAAAACUGCAUUUUUUAACUAAAUAAAGUAAAUUUGAAAGGUUUCAAUUUUAAAACACUUUUGUACAUAUCCUCCACCUUUCAUCUAUAUCAAAUUUCUCUGAUGUGUUAUUCCUCCUUAAAGAGGAUGCCUGGCUUGGAGAAUAGCGUCAAGUGAAAAAUAGAUUUUGUAUAUAAUACACUACAGAAAUACUUACUGAAUGGACAUUUUGAAUUACUUGUAUAUUUAGAAUCUAAUCUCAAUAUGAAUUUUUCUGACUUGGAUUAAAUCAGUUUGAAAGUUUGACUUCAGUCUAUUCUCACUUUAUGGUCAUGAAACUUUGUUACGAAAUGAAAUUAAAUGGAACAUUUUGCUUUAAACAAGUCACAUAGUUCUGUUUCUCUUGGUGGCUUGUUAUAUUUGUUUUACAUUGAAUUACUGUUGCAUGAUAGUUAAUAUGCUGAUGUUAGGUUCAGUUCUUAUGAAAUCCUAGAGUUAUUCCCCUUGCAUUGUUACAUGCCAAAACAGUCCAAUAAAAUCAAAAUAUAUUGGAAUAUCCUCUGUUCUGCUUGGCUAUUUACAUUUUGUAGUUAUUCAAUGAAAAAAGUAUUUUCAAAAAAAAUAACUUGAGGCAAACGUUCAAGUGAUCUCCUCUGAUCAAAACUUUAUCUUUUCAUUCAUUUCUUUAUCUGUUGAUGGAUAUGAAAUAAGAAUAUCUGAAAUAAAUUGAUUGGAUGUGAUUGUCAAAAAGGAAUUUUCGAUCAAAAUACAAAAUAAUGAUGCUUUGAAACCAUCAUGGAUACACAAUAAGUAGUCCUGAUAAUAUGGUAAUAUUGGUAGAGUAUAUGAAAAAGGAAA
Ostrea edulis (European flat oyster) is the source of this 1551-nucleotide messenger RNA. RefSeq names its product U6 snRNA-associated Sm-like protein LSm4. Gene Ontology annotation, cellular component: P-body; U6 snRNP; spliceosomal tri-snRNP complex. Gene Ontology annotation, biological process: P-body assembly; mRNA splicing, via spliceosome; nuclear-transcribed mRNA catabolic process. Bases 75 to 527 code for a protein of 150 amino acids. The record is from RefSeq and is a predicted model, not a curated record. Lineage: Eukaryota; Metazoa; Mollusca; Bivalvia; Ostreida; Ostreidae. Gene Ontology annotation, molecular function: U6 snRNA binding. The transcript has 5 exons.